AUGGAGAAGAAUGCGAUAAGUCUACGGGAAGAGGUUAAAUCCUCUGAUUGUUUGUUGAACAAGUCUAUCAUUUCUGUGGCUUCCAAAUACCUCGCCUUGGAUCGGCCUGACUGUUCUCACUACUUUCUCGCUUUUGGUAUUAAGGUAAGCCAAUGGUGUGUAAAACAUUUAAACAUGUCUGUAAUGUCGAUGGAGGAGUCUCAAGAGGAAGAGCAUUCCAACGUUUUCUUUCAGCUUCUUUUGGAUUAUCUUCGCUUUUCUGCCUCAAGCUUUACUGCUAUUGGAAAAAUAUGUUUUACGAGAGAUGAGACCUCAACUUUGUCAGUUCGUAAGUUUGUUUCAGAGCACCUGAAUUUGACAAGGGAGGUGAUAUCGAAUGCCAAGAGAGUUGAAUCCUUCUCCUCGGAAAUUUUCAAGGCUGCACAAGUGGUGAUAGACUCUGUUGUUCGUCUCUGCAAAGAGUUCUCCCCAAUAGUGAGUCGAGACAUGAAUGAAAUGAUGACUAAUGGUAAUGUAGAGCGAGCAAGGACGGAGGAAGGCAGCAGCACUGUGUGUAAUUUGGUAAGCAUAAUUACACUGGGAGUUACAUCGCUGAGUGAAUUGGGAAUGCUUGCUGCAAGAGAUGGUGGUAAUCUUGUGACGAUUCUUAAUACAUCAUGGAAGGGCGUGAUUACGUUACUUCAGAUAGACAAGCAGGCGUUGGCAUCUAAGGUAGAUGUAGGAGAAAUCAUUUUAAAGCUGAUAUCUCUGAUCAAGGAGUCUCUGAGAUUUGCUGCUGAGGCUUGGUCUUGCUCAGGGAAGGAAACCAUAUCUGCAACAGAAGCCAGAAGGGUUUUUCUUCCUGUGAAAUUCUAUCUUAUCAAUGCUGUUAAACUUGUGGCGCUGUUUCCAAGCCAGUCGUCUAUGGUGUUCAAGGAUAUAGCACUCUGCAUUUUGAUGAUAUCUGCUUUCAAAGUUUCACUGAGCCAACAAACACAUGGCAAACAUGCGUGUGAAGUAAUGACUGAUCUUCUAGAGAAAACAGCUGUAGAUCUUCUAAGUGCACUGUUGAACGCAGGUGAAAUAACACAAGAAUUCAAGCUCACACUUAUUGAUUCAUUGUUCGUAGAUGAACAAUGUUUCUCAACCCAAGUUUGUAAGAAACAGGGACAUGAUAUGCAGACAAAAACAAUAUUGGUGGAUAUCUUGUCUUUAUCUGUUGAAUCGGGUACAAGUGCCAGGGUUUUGCUCCUCGUUCGAGUUGUAUUUUUUCAGUGUGUGAUGAGGUAUUCUUCUGAGCUUGAAGAAGAUGCAAAGCUUGCAAUCACCAGAAAGCUGCAAUGGCUUCUCGACAUAUUAACAGAAGAAGAGGUUUACUCUUCCGUCCUAUCUUCUCAGCUACCAAUGGCAGAUGGUUCUGGAAAGACUAUAAUCUGGGAAUCGAUGUUUUCAGCUCUGCUUCUAUCUCUCAAAACCGUUAUGAUCAAUCUGUCUUCAUCUCCUGCCUGGGAAGAGCUUGAAACAUUCUUACUCCAGAAUCUCUUGCAUCCCCACUUCUUGUGUUGGCAGAUAGUUAUGGAACUCUGGUGCUUCUGGGUUCGUCAUGCUACUGAGGAUACGGUGGCCAAUAUGAUCGAUAAGCUUUGUGUAUUCAUGAUGUCAAUGUCAACAUCAGAAACGCCGCUUUGUCCUGAUUCCGUUCUCAGAAGAACUGCAAAGUCCGUCUGCUUUCUUCUCACUCACAGCCUCAAAUCUUUAACAGCUCGAGUUUACAAAAACAUUUCCACUGAGAGCAGAUCCGAAUCUGCACCAGAUGCAUAUCUAGCCUUUCUGUUAGAGGGGUUUCCGCUGAAUUUUCUUCCAGACAGAACAAAAGAGGACACAGUGAAACAGAUAGUCGCAGAUUUCAUCCACUUCAUUGAGAAUUUCAGUGAAAAACCAUUAGAAUCCUCCAGAUACACUGUGCACGGAGCUCCAGUUUUCGCACUAUCUGCCUGCCUUGGGAUACUAAAGACGCGCAUGACAGAGAUUGACUCCAAAACUCUGAAAUUUGUCGUUGCUCUCAUUCAGAAGCUCAGAAACUCCAAAGACGAAAAGACAAGGGAUUGUCACACUGAGAUUCUCAGCGAAACACUAUCAAUCAUCUCAAGAAGCGAGCAGCUAUACACUUGCCAAGAGAUGGACAGUGUCAUAACAGAGCUUCAAAGACUCUUCGUUUCGGAAACUAAUAAGCAUCAUCAUCUCAAUAAAUCAGAACCGAGCCUUGCUCUCUUCUUGUCAGAACUUAACAACUACGAAAUGUCUGGAACUGAAACCUCUCCAAAGAGCAGGGCGGUAUGGGAACUCUACCAUCUGCUUCUCAGGAAACGCCACUGGGCUUUGGUACACCACGCGGUUACAGCGUUUGGGUACUUCUGUGCGCGUACGAGCUGUAGCCAGCUAUGGAUAUUCGUACCUGAAGACGCUGCUCUAGCUUUCGACAUAGCUUCCGGAAAAGAAGCCAAAACAGACCGGUUCAUGUCGGAAUUAAAGAUGUUCGUGGAUAAAGAACAAGCGCUUCUCUCAACCACUCCUUCACAUGAGGAACUCGAGUUACUUUCUAAAGAAGGCAUGGAGGUUAAAGCAACAGUGCAUAAGAUACAAAAAGAAAGAAAGCGGCAGAGGUCAGUGGAGGCAGAGAAACGACCAAACAAGAGAAGGAAACUUCCCGAAGAGAUUUGCAGAGGAAUGGAGUUAUUGCAAAAAAGAGUGAAGAAGAUAAACGAAGGUUUACGCGAGCUGAGAUCUGAUGAGAGUGAAGAGUUUCACAAGAGUUUACAGAAUCAGUUUUAGUGUCUUGAAGAUUUGGUGUCUCAUUUGGUAAAUCUUGCUGCUUCCGAAUAA
Messenger RNA from Raphanus sativus (radish), 2862 nucleotides. RefSeq lists its product as uncharacterized. The record is from RefSeq and is a predicted model, not a curated record. The transcript is spliced from 6 exons. NCBI's taxonomy places the organism in Eukaryota, Viridiplantae, Streptophyta, Magnoliopsida, Brassicales, Brassicaceae.